AUGGAUGAUGAAGAGAGUAACAACGUAAGAAGAUUCGACGACGACGACGUCGUUUUGCCAGGGUUUAGGUUUCAUCCAACCGAUGAAGAACUCGUAAGUUUCUACUUGAAACGGAAGGUUCUACAGAAAUCUCUUCCCUUUGAACUCAUCAAGAAAGUCGACAUUUACAAAUACGAUCCAUGGGACCUCCCAAAGCUUGCGGCGAUGGGAGAGAAAGAGUGGUAUUUCUAUUGUCCUAGAGACAGGAAAUACCGGAACAGCACGAGGCCUAACAGAGUAACCGGAGGCGGAUUUUGGAAAGCAACUGGAACUGACCGGCCUAUAUACUCAUUGGACUCAACUCGAUGCAUCGGUCUUAAGAAAUCGCUUGUGUUCUAUCGUGGUCGAGCUGCUAAAGGAGUCAAAACCGAUUGGAUGAUGCACGAAUUUCGUCUCCCUUCUCUCUCUGACUCUCAGCACUCGUCAUAUACAAACUACAAUAGCAAGAAGCAACUCAUUAACAACAGUAAAGAGAUUCCUUCCAACGAUGCUUGGGCGAUAUGCAGAAUAUUCAAGAAAGCGAAUUCGGUAUCUUCUCAAAGAUCAAUCCCACAAUCUUGGCUUUAUCCGGCGAUUCCUGAGACCAACCAAUACAACUCACAGUCUCUCUUAGCUUCAACGGACGAUCUCAGUCACAUAACAACAAGACAAAACCUUAUUACUUCUCCAGUCGACCAACCUGCAAGCUUCACAGAAUCAUCCGCUGCUUAUUUAGCUUCUCAGAUGGUCGGAGUUCCGUAUAACACGACCCGAAACAGCCGAACAGAGUUUGCUCUGUUUUCGAGAAACAAUGAAACAGGGGAUGCUCUGUUUCUGAGCAACAAUGAGAAUAACUACUUCGACAACUUGACCGGAGCGUUGACUCAUGAGCUUCCGAAUGUAAGAUCAACGGUGAAUGUAAGAUCAACGGUGAUGGAGGAGACGACGUAUUCGACUAACAAUUAA
Arabis nemorensis is the source of this 984-nucleotide messenger RNA. The record is from the annotation of a GenBank genome assembly. Lineage: Eukaryota; Viridiplantae; Streptophyta; Magnoliopsida; Brassicales; Brassicaceae.